Molecule: messenger RNA, 1912 nt
Organism: Mytilinidion resinicola
Lineage: Eukaryota; Fungi; Ascomycota; Dothideomycetes; Mytilinidiales; Mytilinidiaceae
Exons: 1
Coding region: 52-1533 (493 amino acids)
Source: RefSeq, a predicted model, not a curated record
UUGCAGACCUUGUCACAGACGCCUGCGUCAGCAGAUAGAGACUACCAAGUCAUGGUCAAGCGUCUGGAGCUUGAUGUUACCAAGAUGCCACAUCGGUCUCCAACGGGCCGCGCAGAAUUAGAUCUGACAACUCUCAUCACUCCCUUGAGGACUCUCAAAGAGGUCGAGAUAUUCGACCCCCACGAUCGGCCACCAUAUAGGCAAGCACAACUGACUGUGCGUCGGCUCGCCAGUAGACACUAUCCUCCAGGGCUCUUCACGAGUUUGGAUCAGAGCGGAGCAAGAUUGAAGGGCUGGACGUGGAAUCAUUUUCUGCUUACGGAGACUAUCAAUUCAGCGAGCAUCCUACGGAUGAAGGACGUUCACGGACAGGUGUCGUUCCAGACUCUCCGAGACUUGGUCCUCACAAAUUUUCCACAGGACCUAGCGGACGUUGAAGAUCAGCCGUCACAGGAAGAGCUUUUAGCGUCAGCUCUGGCCGCUCUUCCCAGCCUUCGGGCUAUUUCAUUCGUGUCGUCUACAGUCGUCAACGAGAGGCUCCUUCCGCUACUCCCAGAGACACUCGUCUCGUUGACGAUUGCCAACUGUGGGAUGCUCACAUCGGAAGUACUUGGGGCCUAUCUACUCACCCAUGGAAACCAGCUGGAGGAACUGAUCCUGAACCACAACCAAGCCCUGAAUCUGUCGUUCUUGCCUGAUCUCAAGAGCUCAUGCCCUCGGUUGGAAGUUCUCAGGAUGGACCUUAACUACUACUCCACAUUCACCACAUCACGAGAUGCGGACCCCAAGUACGACGAGCUUCUCACAGAGGAAGAGGUACCGUCUUGGCCAUCCACAUUGCAAGUCCUGGACCUCGUUUACCUACGGAAGUGGUCUGCGCCUGCCGCCAAGACAUUCUUCAAGUCGCUGAUUCAUGCCGCCGCAGAGCUGCCGGACCUUCGCGAACUUGUGUUGAAGGCCAUGGUAGACGUAAACUGGCGUGAGCGAGCCGCUUUCCGAGACGAAUGGAUUCCGCGUUUCAAGAGGGUAUUCCUCGAACGAUCUGCGCCACCCAGUGACCACUUGGUAUCCUUGCGUGCUUUCAGAGAAUGGAAGGCUUCGCAAGUAGCCGGCGGGAACGGGAAUGCAACCGCCCAGGGAGACGUCAGCGAAGACGAGAUGGAUGAGGCGACGACGACAUCGCCAAUCAUCAGCUCGCCGAGUGAUGGAAUGGAGAGUUCAGACAGUGAUGCGCCCAUCUUACCCCGGGGCGCUCGUAGGCGACAGGCUCGGGGGUCGGACGAUAUUUGGGAUACCAAACGUCUGCGCAGCCGCGCCCGAACCUCGGAGAGCGAAAAUGACACAAACUCACCCCAAGAAGUGAUCGUCGAGAAACAUGUUCAAGGUAGAUGUCGUGUGGUGGAUAUUCGCAUCGACAAUCUCCGGCCUAGAGAAGAUGUGUUCGAUGAGGGUGACUUCUUGGACUCGGAAGUGAGCGGAGACGAAGAUUGGAAUGGUAACGAAGAGAACGAUAACGAUGGGUAUGCUUGGUAGGUAAUCGGGCGUGGAUUUCCUCUCUUGUAUAACGUAUCUACAUUUACGGCUGGGGUGCAUGGAAAUGGUGUUUUGGAGACGGGCCAAAGUGUCUCGGCGGCUUCCACUCUUCCUUCACACUGUACAUACCUAUCGUUUCUCAACUUACAGGCCCAGCGCUUGUACAACGUCUUUGGGGGCGCAAUCAGAUGGACACAUGGGAGAUGAGAACUCUUGCCAGGCCUGGGGCAUUGGGGGGUUCUUGGCGAGCGAAUGAAACGAUUGAUCUCAUCUCAUCUCACUGAUCAGGGUUGCCAGCUGCUAGCUAUUGAUAGAAAAUGGAGUGUAAUACCGCUCAGCUGCUCCCCUUCGGGCGCUGUGCUGUUUGUGCUUUCACUCG